AUAAUUUUUCCACUAAAAAGAGUGGAACAAAAAAGACAAGUUAAAAAAAAAUAGCGCUGUUACGUCACCCAACAGUGAAGCAGUAGUUGGAAUUCAGCUACUGUCGUGGUCACCUCAUGGCCAACGGAGCCAACAUCUCCGACGCCGAAACACCAUUUCUUGGCGGCGAAGUGGUUGAAGGCUUCAUCGACUACAAGGGUCGUCAGGUGACCCGAUCCAAAUCCGGUGGAUGGAAUUCCGCAUACUUCAUCAUUGGUGUGGAAGUGGCGGAGAGAUUUGCAUAUUACGGGAUAAGUUCGAAUUUGAUAAACUACUUGACGGGCCCAAUUGGCCAGUCAACGGCGACGGCGGCGGCCAAUGUGAACGCCUGGUCUGGAACGGCGUUCCUUUUGCCGCUACUGGGUGCGUUUAUCGCAGAUUCCUUCUUGGGUCGGUACCGUACAAUUAUCAUCGCCUCUGUGCUCUAUGUCCUGGGACUUUGCUUCUUGACUGUUUUAGCUGUUUUUCCUUUCAACUCUUCUGAUUGCCAAAAUCCGGAUACUAUCAAGGCAUGUUCACCCCCUGAGUUCCAAGCUGUAUUGUUCUUCUUUGCUCUGUAUCUGGUAGCAUUUGCACAGGGAGGUCACAAGCCUUGUGUACAAGCUUUUGGAGCAGACCAGUUUGAUACACAAGACCCAGAAGAAUGUAAAGCCAAAAGUUCGUUUUUUAAUUGGUGGAACUUUGGAUUAUCUGCAGGUGCCCUGGUGGCAAUAUUAAUUUUGAGUUACAUCCAAGACAAUCUUAGCUGGGCUCUUGGAUUUGGAAUUCCCUGUAUUGUAAUGGUUCUUGCACUUACUGUUUUCUUAUUUGGUACAUUCACUUACCGUAUCCGUCAAAAUUGUGAUGAAAAGAAGGCAUUUGUCAGAAUAGGUGGGGUGUUUAUAAAUGCAGCUAGGAACUGGCGAAGAACUACAUCAGCAGUGUCCAUGCAACUACAAGUGCAUGGUAUUAUACCACAUGAAGGUUCUCAACAACUAAAGUUCCUUCACAAAGCAUUGCUUACACCGGAGGGUUCCAAGGACAACAAUAGUGUUUGUAGCUUCAAUGAGGUUGAAGAGGCUAAAUCAGUUGUUAGAUUGAUCCCAAUUUGGAGUACAUGUUUGGUGUAUGCCAUUGUGUCUUCACAGACAUCUACUUUGUUCACCAAACAAGGUGUUACGAUGGACAGAUCUAUUGGUUCAAACUUUAAAAUCCCAGCUGCUUCUUUGCAGUGUUUUCUUGGCAUCUCUACAGUUUUCCUCAUUCCUAUAUAUGACUGUAUUUUGAUUCCGCUAGCAAGAUCUAUAACUAGGAAACCUUCGGGCAUCACAAUGCUUCAAAGGAUUGGAACAGGAAUUUUCGUAUCUAUACUUGCCAUAGUAACUGCAGCAAUUGUUGAAAAGAUUCGUCUACAAACUGCUCUGGAGUAUGGGCUGCUUGAUAAUCCAAAAGCAACUAUUCCCAUGAGCAUCUGGUGGUUAAUACCUCAGUAUCUACUCUAUGGAAUAUCUGAGAUAUUCACCUUGGUUGGUCUGCAGGAGUUCUUCUAUGAUCAGGUGCCGGUAGAGCUGAGAAGUGUUGGUCUUGCUCUGUAUCUCAGCUUAGCUGGUGUAGGAAACUUCUUGAGCAGUUUUCUCAUCUCUUUUAUUGCGAAAGCCACUGCCAAAAACGGUCAGGAUAGUUGGUUUUCAGACAACUUGAACCGAGCACAUCUUGAUUACUUUUAUUGGCUUCUUUCUGGACUUAGUGUUUUGUCUUUCACUUUAUACUUGUACUUUGCUAGGUCUUAUAUCUACAAAAAUGGAAGUGCUAUAUGAAAGAUGUACUGUGGGAUAACUUUGUUCAUGGAGAAUUUAAAGUGAAAAUGUUGUACUGA
Molecule: messenger RNA, 1894 nt
Organism: Nicotiana tabacum (common tobacco)
Lineage: Eukaryota; Viridiplantae; Streptophyta; Magnoliopsida; Solanales; Solanaceae
Product: protein NRT1/ PTR FAMILY 5.10
Biological process (GO): dipeptide transport; transmembrane transport
Cellular component (GO): membrane
Molecular function (GO): tripeptide transmembrane transporter activity; dipeptide transmembrane transporter activity
Source: RefSeq, a predicted model, not a curated record